Messenger RNA from Pecten maximus, 5312 nucleotides. RefSeq names its product glutamate receptor 2-like. Gene Ontology annotation, cellular component: plasma membrane; postsynaptic membrane. The transcript has 18 exons. Gene Ontology annotation, molecular function: glutamate-gated receptor activity; transmitter-gated monoatomic ion channel activity involved in regulation of postsynaptic membrane potential. Bases 106 to 3006 code for a protein of 966 amino acids. Gene Ontology annotation, biological process: monoatomic ion transport; synaptic transmission, glutamatergic; modulation of chemical synaptic transmission. Lineage: Eukaryota; Metazoa; Mollusca; Bivalvia; Pectinida; Pectinidae. The record is from RefSeq and is a predicted model, not a curated record.
UUGUGUGAAACAUUUUUAUUUUGUGCUUGGUGUCACUAUCCAGUAGUAGUGUUUAUCUGAUGUUACCAGGUCUGUAUGUGAUCUGUUCCACACCCACAAAAUACAAUGCAGAAUUUUAUUUUAACAUUCUGUUUUCUCUGGAAUUUCCCCGUUUCGACAGUUUGGACACUAAAUUCGUCCAAACAGUGCGUGCAUGAUGAUGGCUUUAAUAUCUACCAAGACAGAAACAGAAUACGUCAUAUCCGGUCUGUAGAAAACACAACAAACAUCCCUGGUGGUCCAUUGAAACUUCCAAUAGGGACAAUCUUCAAUGCUCAAGAUCAACAACUCCGUUCCAGUUUCCGCCUAGCAUGUGAUCUAUACAAUCAAAAUACGGACAAAAAAUUCGAGCUAGCAUGGUCCACUAAAACGAUUGACGUCGCCAACAACUUCCAGCUGGCCACUGCUCUAUGUACUCAGAUGUCCAGUGGCGUAUUUCUCUUCUAUGGAAUGAAAGACAUCAACUCCAUAGACAUAGUGGAAUCCUACACAAGACGGUUCCACAUGCCCUACAUAUCUCCUAGCCUCUCCAGUGUGGUUACUCGUUAUGGCGCACCAUUUCAACUUCACAUGAAGCCAUCUUACACCAUGGCCAUUGUCGACAUGAUCAGAUUCUAUAAAUGGAAAUCAGUACACUUCCUGUAUGACUCGGAUGAAGGUCUGCAACGUUUACAGGAAAUCUAUGACUCGGAAAAAUCCAAAGAUUCCGAUUUGACAAUAGGAUUCCGCCGUCUUAAUGACGUGAACCAUGCUCACGAAGAGCUGAAACACCUGGACAGGUUCAUCAAGGAUCACCCGGAAAAGGCUAUCGUAUUGGACCUCACUUCUCAACAGGCGUAUAAAUCUCUAUUACGACAGAUUGCUGAAGUUGGAAUGAACAAACACAGUUACUUCUAUCUGUUGGCUACACUGGAUUUCUCCAAACUUGACUUUCAAAGAUUCCUACAUGGCGGUGUCAAUCUUACCGGCUUUGACCUUGUGUCAGAAGAUAAUGAUGAAAUAAGGAAAUUCAAUAAGCACUGGAUGAGCGCAAAAAAGUCGGAGUAUGCAGGAGCAGGGACACCACUAACAUCUGAGUCUGCAAUGGCAGUUGAUGCUCUUCGCCUGAUUGUGGACACGUUUACCCGGAUGUUAGCACACAACCAGCUGGUGUUCCAACCUAAUUUCCGGCGUGGAAAAGUUUAUAACAGUAAUUACAGCAAAGAAGGGAUACCUUGUAAUCGACUACAGUAUAAUGACCCACCUCCAAUCCCUUGGAUGCAUGGCGAAAACAUUACACAUUUCCUAAAACAGGCAGAAUUUGACGGUCUAACAGGGCAUAUAUCAUUUAAUAUAACGGGAUUUCGACGAAAUUACGCCUUGAAUGUUAGCACGGUAGGGCAAGAUCACGGUCCGGUCCGCAUAGGUCAGUGGACUCCGGAACACGGGUAUCGUACCCCAGACGAGGAACCGCCGGAUACCAGACCUGCCAUUCAAACGAAGAUCAAACGUAUCACCACAAUAUUGUCCCAGCCAUUUUUGAUGCUGAAGGAAAAAAAAGAUGGUAUACCAUUUGUAGGAAAUGACAGAUAUAAAGGUUAUGCUUUGGAUAUAGCGAAUGAGUUAGCAUCUCGACUCAAAUUCAACUUCACAAUGACUGAAGUAGCGGAUAAUGCAUAUGGUAUCAAAGUUAAUGGGACCUGGAAUGGAAUGAUAGGAGAACUCGUCCGUGGAGACGCAGAUCUUGCUAUAGCGCCUUUGACCAUCACUUUUGACCGGGAAAAAGACGUCGAUUUUACGAAGCCGUUCAUGAACAUUGGCAUAAGUAUUAUGAUUAAAAAGCCAGAUAUUGAGAAACCAGGGGUAUUUUCCUUUAUGCAGCCACUGGAGCUUGGAAUAUGGAUUUGUAUCCUAGUAGCAUAUGCAGCAGUAAGUGUAGGGUUGUUUCUAGUUAGUCGUUGCAGUCCUUAUGAAUGGAAGAAGGUGGCGGCAUUAAAAGGGGAAUACGAAAAUGAUUUUUCCAUUCUGAACUCCUUUUGGUUUUCUACUGGAGCCCUUAUGUUACAAGGAAGUGAUACGUGUCCACGGUCAAUAUCUGGACGGAUAAUUGGAACAGUUUGGUGGUUUUUCGUCUUGAUAAUAAUAUCAACAUAUACGGCUAAUCUGGCUGCGUUUCUGACUGUUGAGAGAAUGGUAGCGCCUAUUGAGUCAGCUGAUGAUCUAGCGAAACAGACAGAAAUCAAGUACGGAACGAUUUCCUCUGGAACCACCAGGAAAUUUUUCGAGACAUCAAAAGUGCCUAUAUACCAGCAGAUGUGGCACUUUAUGUCGACACAACCGUCAGUUAUGGUGGGGGAUAUGUCCACAGGAAUAGAACGAGUCCGAAACUCAAAAGGCAAAUAUGCAUUUUUAUUGGAGUCAUCGGGCAAUGAAUACAUCAACAGCCGGGAACCAUGCGACACUAUGAGAGUUGGUAGGAAUCUCAACUCUAAAGGGUUUGGGAUAGCCACUCCUGAAAAUUAUUAUCUGAGGGACAACAUUAAUUUAGCAGUAUUAACAAUAAAAGAGAACGGUUUCCUGCACAAAUUACAACAGAAGUGGUGGCAGGAUAAAAGUCAGUGUGCUCAGGAUAGUGGUAAGGGAUCUUCCGGGAAGAAGUCGCUGUCACUUAGCAACGUGGCCGGGGUUUUCUACAUCCUGAUUGGUGGACUAGUCAGUGCUGUCAUUCUAGGGGCCAUAGAGUUUGGCAUGAAAAGACUUCGCCUUGUACCAAAGCCUGCCUAUAUGAAAGGGACAGAAACGGCUACGUCAUUGAUAGACACGCCCUCAGAACGCGAAAAUGGUGACGUCAACGAAUACGCCGCUCCCCCUCCUCAUUAUCCAGCCGAUUUUUCCCAGGACAAAAGCGUAAGAACGUUUACAUACGGCACUCCUCAGUUAAUUGGAUUUGAAGCACUAGAUGACAGAAAUACCCAUACGGAUGUAUGAGUCCAACCCAUAUAGGAAUCUCCAGCGAUAUAUGGUGACAUCUCGUUAGUUCGGACACCUGUACACCAGCUGUCCGGAUUGUGGACAAUCUCAGCAUACAUGUGUGAACAUUACGACAGCGAUGUGAAUUAACACAUCGCCACCAAUGUAUGACAGAUUAUCAUGUUCCGGAAUGGAAACAUUAGGCGUACGCGUACAUAUUUCAGCUCUAAUCUUAUCAUAGCGCUCGAUAAAUUAUUGCGAUAAUUUGUUAUUCUUUUAAUUACAGUUUUGUACUAAUAUUGUGUUGUUGGUGUACAAAGUCAACAAUGUACUCAUCUGUUGAAGCUAUGCGUGUCGCUGAAAAUUUGGACGAGCUAAAAUAUGUACGUUUUUACAAUAUCUCACCCAGUCACCUGGAGGACAGAACAAUCAAUGCAAUAUGUCUUCCACAUAUCAAGCCAUGCAUGUAUAGCCAAAAGUGUAGAGCGUUAGUAUAAUACGUCACUGAUACGUUCUAGAUACACGUGUAUUUCGUAUUCGAGAAACAUUUUGCAAGUUAUGAACCUUGCGUUAGAAAACAAGUAAAAUGUGUAUCAUUAGUUACUAUAUACAUUCAGCUAUCAUUUUCUAGAUCCUUAAUUACUCAUUAAAUCAAAAUUUAUAUUCUACGAAACACGUGUAUAUCAAUGUAAUCACAAACUAUUACCUAAUUUGGUGUAUGUUACGAUUAAAUACUGAGAUCGUGACGUUAGAAAUUUCAAACAAAAAUACGAAAUUAUUUAGGGAUUGGUAUACUGUAUUAUUUGUUUAGCUGGACAUUUCUUCUUACAAAUCUGAUUAAUAAAUAAUUGGACAUAAAAUAAACAUGCAUAGCGCUAUACGAAACAGCUAGAUGUCUACCUUUACUAAUGAAUAGUCUUUAAUUCCAUUUCCUACUUCAAGAUCGUAUACAUUGUCAAUUCAGUUUUCUUCAUUCAGGAAAUCUAAUAGUCUGCUAUGUAUUAUCAUUUGAAAUUCCCACGGUCUUUAUUAGACAAUUGUGUAUUUAUACAUGUAUAGGGGAUUGUGCAUCGUUAUCGAUAUUAAAAUCAGAUUUAUGAAUCUACUUCAAGGAGUUUUAUCGUAGUAAGCCGCUGUCGAGCGGGGUUAAUCCCGUAUGAAAUAGAACAAAUAUAAGAUUAUGUUUAUCACAUGCCAAAAUCUUUUCUUGGAAGCUGUUUGUGUAACAUUGUGACGCCAAACCUUUGACGUCUGAAGUCAAUUUGAAGACUGUGCUACCAUUUUGUUUUCAUUCAAAAACGAUAGAAACCUACAGAAAUCAAACCGCUUUGUCUAUACAAUGGUUCUACCAGUCGGUCUGGUUUAGCAAUGAAUGGUACAAUAAACACCUGCUAUACCUCUAGGACUAUUCAAUGUAUUGUUUGAAGAUUUCGAAUGUCAACUUAUAUACGGUAUGCCAAGUUACGCGUUAUAUAUCAAAACUUAAGUUAUCAUUAUUAUUAUUACUAUAUAUGUAUUGGAGCUUCGUCGAUGAAUAUAAGAGAUUUUCAAAAAAAAAUUGUAAAAGCGGUAAUCUUAAUUAAGUAUUACAUUUAUUACUGGAAGAUAAAAGUGAUAAUUUUACUUGUAAUUUACUUUUGAGCGUAUAAGUACAUCUACACUAGAGAAAGUAAGAAAGAAAGUUUUGUUGAAGUGGAAAUUAAUAUAAUAACAAGUGUAUUUAGUUCCUAAAGAAAAAGUCUCAAAGGAUAAUUAUAGUCUUAAAACACACAGUCUUAAAGAAUAUAGUCUUAAAUCUUGAAAGGUAUAGUCCUAAGUCUUAAAAGAUGUAGCCAUAAGUCCUAAAAGGUCAAGUCUUCAAAGAUAGGCAUAGUCUCCUAAGAUAAUUUGAUGGUGGUUUUGAUGGAUGAAAAAAUACUACUAAUAUAACUUCAUAUUUAGGAUGGAGGGGACGCUAUUUAAAGAAUGAAUUAAACUUUUGUGAGAGGAGCUGUUCGAGUCCGAAAGACAAACAUUUUGUUUGGAAAGCAAUUAUCGUAUAUUCCAAGAGGCAUAACCUACCGAAUUUUACACAACACAGCUGGGGUCUCCGGAAGGAAAUCAGGAACAAAUAACGGGAUGGUUAAAUCGUCGCAAAUGCGAUAAUAUAUAUAUAUGACAUUGAAACAUCGAAUGCUUAAAUUCUUUUCUUAUUAUUUCAAACAUGUUGUUCUUAAAUUGUAUAUGACAACAUGCUGAUUUGAUUGACACUAAGUAAUACAAUGUAUUUAUAUAUACUUCACAAUACACCGUAUGUUAUAUAAAUGUUAACAUAUUAAACAUGU